AGGGAAAUAAGGAGGCGAUUGUUAGGGAGUCGGAGAUGUUUAUAAAGGCUGGAAUGAGAGAGAGAGAGACAAAUUCAUCACACACAUCCACAAACAGGAAGAGAAGAUCACAGAAGAUUGCCUGCACUGAUAAUCACACAGACACCAUGUUGAGAAAGCGUCCUGCUUCUCCACUCCUUCUUUCUGUUGCCUUACUAAUCACCUCCAUAUUUGCAUCAUCAACGCCAUCGCUGUCAGCAUCACGACACAGUCCCACCCACCAACCCAGCAUUCCCAAUCCUCGUUUAUACAAUCCCAGUGAAUACUACGAAGAUGAUUAUGAAGACUUAUUGAGCACAGAAGUGACACGCAAACCCGGGGGUUCUCCAUCUCUGCCAUGCCAGUAUGACAUUUGCAGGGACCAGCAGGAGUCAUGUCAGAAGCUCUCACUCAUUUUGUUGUGCUCCUGCCCUGGUAUCAGCGGCCCCUUUGACCCUCCAGACCCUCCUUCUCUCCACAGUCUGUCUUUAGAAAGCAGGGGAGUGGUGGUUGUGCGGUGGUGCGAGCCACCCUCCACGGUCACACAGUACCGCGUGUAUGUGGAGGGUGAGGAUGAGGUGCGUGAGGCGAGAGAGAAUAGGAGGAUGAUGGAGCUGGGAGAUCUAGCUCCUGGCACUAAGGUGUGUGUGGAGGCGGUGAACAAUGUGGGUGUCAGCACCCAGGACAGAAAAUCGUGCGCCCGCUUCGAGCCCAGCAGCUCUGAGACAAGGCUUGCUGUGAAGUUGGUGCUUAUCGGAGCAGCAGUGGUACUGGUGAUAGUGAUCGUGUUGUCACUGUUGGUCUGGUGGUGCAAGAGACGCCAGAAAACUCCAACACGGACAGCAAACGAAGGAACCGCCGGAGUGCUCUGAGGGAGAAAAAAAAAGGAAGCAGGAGAUCUCAAAGAUCUGGGGCUGGAAGGGAUUUUUACUGAAGUGACUGUAGAAAAGCACUUUAAUAACAUGUUAAUAUUGUUUGAGUGUUUAAUUGUUGGGUUUUUUUGUGUGGCUUUUUACUGUUAUGACUAUUAUUGCUAUUAUUAGUAUUUUUUUUUUUCUUAGAGAUGUAUUUUUUGGAAGUUGAUCUCUUGAAGUAUUUUAUGUUGAAAUUACUUUUUUUUCUAACUAAUGGAGUGAAAGCCUAAAUCUUGCCUUUGCACAAGACUCUGUGCUCAUGUUGAUAAUCCAGGACAUGUUAAACUCUAUCCCUGCUGAUGAUGUGCUUGUACUUUUGUGUCACAGAACGAACAAUGCUGAGGUUCUUAGUCAGUCAUAAAACUUGUUUGUCUUUGAAUUUUAUUUGUUCCAAUGAUAAUACGAUGCUGGAGGGUGACCGAUCGGAACCAACAGGUUCAGAACUAAAAGCUGAUCUGCUUGAGCAAUGAGUGAUGAACCAUGCAGUGUGGAUUUACUUUUUUUUAAUAAAAUGAUAUUUUCUUAUUAGUGUGAUGCCUAACUGGGGGUGGGAGUGGGGGAUUGAUUACAAUUGCAGUGACUGCAUUACAUAGGGUAGCCAUUCGGGGUUAGAGCUGAGCAACUUCAUUCUGAGUCUUGGUCUAAAAAUGAAACAAGUACUGCCUGAUAAAUUCCAUAUUACAAAUCACAAUUUUUAUGCAUCUUUGUACCACAGCCCUGCUGAGUUCUCAAUUCUGAUUGGUUAGAAGGUCUUGAUUCAUUUUGUCUAAGGAGAUGUUUAUUUGACACUCACAGAAAGAGUUUCUACCAAUUGGGAACGGGUUCUUGAGCCAGUUCCAUUCAGGAUUCUUUGAACCUUGGUGCCAUGAGAACCGGUCCAUGUUUUCACCAGUUUGGAACAGAACCAUUGUAAUCAAAAAUGCGUCAUGAACAAAAGGUGUUGCACAAUGCACACCGGGAGUAAACAGGAGGAGCAAGGUGGUGGUGCACAUUGAUUGAUUGAUUGAUUGAUUGAUUGAUUGAUUGAUUGAUUGAUUUUCCUGAGAGAUUUUGUUCUGUUAAUCCAGAUAUUUUUCUUCAUUCAAAUUUUUUUCUGAAGCUGUUUCCUUUUCGUUCUCCAUUUCUGCGCUCUGCUUCCUCUCCAAACUGACAUGCCCACUGAUGGUUUACACUGGAAAAGCCAGCAAUCUUUUGGUUUCAGCUGGGAGACAACUUAUUAGGUUCCAAACCCAUUUAUUAUUGGUCAAAAUGGUCUGGGGUGGGUUUCCCAAAAGCUUUUUAACACUAAAAGCAUAUUAACUAGGAGAGAGAGUGAAUGUUUAUUGUGCUGCUCGCUUGACCAUUUAACGAUGAUCUUUAUACUACGAUGCUUUUGGGAAACUUGGCACUGAACGGUUCAAAGUUUGGUGGGUGAACAAGAAUGGAACCUUUUCCUUGUUGGUUGAAAUGAGGUAACAGAGGUAAAGUUUUCUGACAUCUUUGACACCGAGGAGGUUCCACUUUGCAGUUUCUCGGUACCAUGACGAGCUGUGGGUUUUUUUUUCAUUUUAUUUCCAGAGAGUGUAAAACAGAGGCUGGGGAAGGAAUGACUGUUGAUAGCUGCUAUAACAGAAGUAAUAACAGGAACUUGUUUCAUGGAUGUUCUAUAAUAAUUGUGGUGAUAAAUACAUAAAAUGUAAGUGUCAUUUUUAGCAAAUUGCUGAUAUAGGACUAAUAAAAGACUUCAGGACGUGCUGUUAAUUAACAAUUACUUGCCUCAGGCUCAGUGAAUAUCGGUGAAUGAUAAUCGAAAUGAAGCUGAAGUUAUCAUUCACCGAUGUUCACUGAACCUGAGGCGGAUAAUUGUUUUAGUAUAAAUACACAGGUGGUUAUUAUUUUUUCAAUCAUACACUACCGUUCAGAAGUUUGGGGUCACUUUGAAAUGUCCUUAUUUUUGAAAGAAAAGCACUGUUCUUUUCAAUGAAGAUCACUUUAAACUAAUCAGAAAUCCACUCUAUACAUUGCUAAUGUGGUAAAUGACUAUUCUAGCUGCAAAUGUCUGGUUUUUGGUGCAAUAUCUCCAUAGGUGUAUAGAGGCCCAUUUCCAGCAACUCUCACUCCAGUGUUCUAAUGGUACAAUGUGUUUGCUCAUUGCCUCAGAAGGCUAAUGGAUGAUUAGAAAACCCUUGUACAAUCAUGUUAGCACAGCUGAAAACAGUUGAGCUCUUUAGAGAAGCUAUAAAACUGACCUUCCUUUGAGCAGAUUGAGUUUCUGGAGCAUCACAUUUGUGGGGUCGAUUAAAUGCUCAAAAUGGCCAGAAAAAUAUCUUGACUAUAUUUUCUAUUCAUUUUACAACUUAUGGUGGUAAAUAAAAGUGUGACUUUUCAUGGAAAACACAAAAUUGUCUGGGUGACCCCAAACUUUUGAACGAUAGUGUAUUUUUAAAAAAUGAUUUGUUUCAAACUUCAAAAUCAGCAUGUAAAUGUAAUAAUUUUGCGGUGUAGACUUGUCCCUUAUCUAGGCCAAGUCACAUAAAAUACUUUGUUUUGAAAUCGAUAAAAUAAAUCACAAUCCCACCUCACCUCUAAAUAGCUUUAGAGCAAACUUUGUAGCAUUUUAGUGCUUUUAGGAACAGCAUUUUCUUGUAAUUCUUCCUCACUAAUAGUGAAGAAGCGAUUGGACGCCAUUUUGCCGAGUUGCUCAAGGGGAUUAGCGAGGAAUAGUCAGAAACUCUCAACCAAUCAGCGCUCGUGAUUUUCUAUAAUUACCUGUGUAUUUAUACUAAAGGAAAAUAAUCCACUUCAGUGUGAUGAUAGUAUCUCCACUUCCUACCUUCAUGUAAAUAGCAUGUCCCCAGAUAUUUUAUUCUUGAGAUGGAAUUCUUGGACUAUUACAGGUUUGGCUAAAUAUAAAACAUUUACUUUUUUUUCUUAAAUCCACGUCUGUCAGACUCUUUCCGACUGCUCUUGAUGUUUGUGACUCAAGUGAAGGUCGAAACACACAGUGGCACCAACUAAUCAAGUGUUUUCAGCUAACAGGUUGACGCUGGGAUGAGGUAACGCAAUCUGGGGACUUUCCAUGGAAUACAGAGACAUCGGAUUCCUCUAUGCUCUUUACAGACCGGAAUAUUUAUUACUCACUGAGCUAGUGCUUAUACUGUUUUCUAGUGAGAAUGUGUGUACGUGUUUAUUCAUGGUCUGAGAAUGUGAUUGGAGUGGAUUAAACAGUUACUCAAUCACAGUAUGCUGAAAUCACUGAUGGCAUUAACCACAGAACCACAUUUCCGUCAUUGAUUCACUUCACACCAUCUCACUAGUGGCUAUAAAAAAUGAUUAAACUUCCAGCGAAAUGCUAAAAAAUUAUCAAACUCAAUGAACACGUUGUUUUCAAUGGUUUUUAAACAAAAACUGUUGAUUGGGAUUUUUUUUCUUUGUAUAGUUUCAACUUUUUUGAAAUACAGGAGUGUAUCCAUUUUGAUGAGUUUCUCAAAAUAUGUUGACCAGCGAAUUGUUCAAACUCGUAAUUACAUGUUGAUUAUUCCAUUUGUAAACUGUGACUCUCAUGAAAUCCUCUCUCAAUAAACAACCUUUAUUCCUGAUCUUGAUCUAA
This is a messenger RNA of Neoarius graeffei (lesser salmon catfish), 4521 nucleotides long. Its product is annotated as LRRN4 C-terminal-like protein. The transcript has 2 exons. Gene Ontology annotation, molecular function: protein binding. Lineage: Eukaryota; Metazoa; Chordata; Actinopteri; Siluriformes; Ariidae. Bases 36 to 890 code for a protein of 284 amino acids. The record is from RefSeq and is a predicted model, not a curated record.